ACUAUUUGUGACGUUCAGUUCCUUCUGAACAUUUCGCGAUAGACUUGUUGAGCUCGGGAUAUUUGAAAAAUUAAUCGGAAUAAAAAGUCUAAUUCAUUUAACACACAAAAAAUAAAGACUUAAAAUAAAAAUCCAUCAUCUAUUUCUCUUUAUAUAUAUAUAAAAUAAAAAUUCUUUAAAGUAUAGAAAGAUUUGACUGAGACGCGAAGAGAGAAACAGCGUCCGCGUAAAGAAAAACUACCAAAAGUGUGAAGAAUAACGAAAAACAAAAAGAAAAAUGAAGUCACAUACAGGAAUUAUUUUAGCAAUCGUAAUUAUUACGACAUGCAGUAUGCACAGAGAAGUCGAAGGUUGGGGAGGUCUUUUUAAUCGCUUUAGUCCCGAAAUGCUCUCAAAUCUUGGUUAUGGCAGUCACGGCGGAUAUCAGGGAAAAUCGUCAUAUCUCCAGCGAUCUGGAAUUUCGGAAGGAUUAACUGGCAAUUCUCUGGAGGAAUCAGCUGAUGAACCAUGUUAUGCAAGAAGAUGUACAGCCAAUGAGCAUUGUUGCCCUGGUUCUGUAUGUGUCGACGUGGACGGAAUUAUUGGAUCCUGCCUCUUUGCAUAUGGAUUAAAACAGGGUGAACUUUGCAGAAGAGACAAUGAUUGUGAAACUGGGCUUAUGUGCUCUGAAGUAGCUGGAGGGGAAACUCGAUCGUGUCAACCACCAGUAAAUUCAAACAAACAAUACAGUGAAGAAUGUAGUAUGUCCGGUGAAUGCGAUAUUAGUCGAGGUUUAUGCUGUCAAUUGCAACGGCGACAUCGACAAUCACCUCGAAAGGUUUGCUCCUACUUCAAAGAUCCUCUCGUUUGCAUUGGUCCAGUCGCAACCGAUCAAAUAAAAUCAGUAAUUCAAUAUACAGCAGGUGAGAAACGAAUCACGGGACAAGGGAAUCGUGUCUAUAAACGAACUCCAUUCGUUUAAAUUAAAAACUAAUAAUAAUACUAAUAAUAAUAAUAAUCUAUUCCCUCUUCCCAAGAUGCCCAUAAAAGCUACAAAUCAAAUCCUAUAUAUGAUUGUAGUCACUAAACUCUUUUAAGAUGAUAAGUAAUUUAGGUAUAUGCAUAUACUAUACAUAUCAUUGAUUUUAUUACUCUUUUUUUACAUGACCGAAACUGGGGCAUGUUAUAUAUUAUAAGAAUAAGAUGAAAGUAAAAAAAAAGAGAAGAAAAAAAAUGAAAGUUUCAAGAAAACCAAAAGGGAAAGAUAAAAGAACAAUCGAGAUGACGAGUAUAUAUACACAAGACAAAUAGAUUUUAAAGAAAAAAACAAUUACUCGACUUUUAAUCUUUCUCUUUAACGUGACUGAAGAAUACAACACAUAUCAGAGUAGCUUAAUACUCCUUAGCAACAUAAGUGCAUAUAGAAUAUAUCGAACAAAUUUUCAGGGAAUUUCUUCCAAUUUUUUUUAGUCUCUUCUCUUUGAUUUUGAGAACGUAAUUUUUUUAAAAGUUAUUAAUAAAAGUAAUUAAUAAUAGAUGACAAAUAAAAACUUUGUAAUUUGAAUUCUUCCAAAUUUAAUUCAAUACAUACAGAAAAAAGUAUAUUUGUCACAGGUAAAUGGAAACUAAAUUGUUACAAAUAAAUUGUAUUUGGUUCAAAUAAUUUUUAUUUGGUUCAUAGGAAUUUGAAUAUUUUGAAUAUUUUGU
Leptopilina heterotoma is the source of this 1686-nucleotide messenger RNA. It is a transcript of the gene spab, whose product is annotated as prohormone-3. Lineage: Eukaryota; Metazoa; Arthropoda; Insecta; Hymenoptera; Figitidae. The coding region runs from base 278 to 961 and encodes 227 amino acids. The transcript is spliced from 6 exons. The record is from RefSeq and is a predicted model, not a curated record.